AAGUUUUUAGUGAGUGGUCACCCUGGGCGCCAUUUUGAUUACAUAUCGCACAUCGCACAUUUCAACGCUGGGUAUCGUAAUAUGAAUGAUUUUUGAAAUUUCGUAUGUGAUAUUCAUUAUCUUGUGAACUAUUUGUGUUUAUAAUGUUAUUGAUUUAGUAAACGCGUGUCUGAAGUCGAGAUUGUAGCAUAUUCGUAGGUAAUACAGCAACAAUGAGUGUCAUCAUACGGCUGCAGAAUCUGCCGUGGUCGGCCAACGCGCUGGAUAUUAGAAAUUUCUUUCGGGGCCUCUCGAUCCCAGAAGGGGGUGUACACAUCGUAGGAGGCGAGCUUGGAGAUGCGUUCAUUGCGUUCAGUACUGAUGAAGAUGCACGUCAAGCCAUGAUGCUAGAUGGAGGGAAGAUAAAGGAGAUACAAGUUAAGCUGCUGCUUAGCUCUCGUUCCGAAAUGCACAAAGUAAUCGAAGCGGCGCGCCAAAGCGUACCACUCCUCUCGCUUGCCGCUCCGGCACCUGUCGCACCAUCACCCAUUGUAUCCGCUACACCAACCAAUGUAGCCGUUCCGCCAGCGUUAGCGAAUCAGCCAACCCCCGCUGUCCCAAAUAUAAGUCCAUUUUCAGCCGCUCUCGGCAAUAAUGCGCUCUCUAAUUUAGGCAUUCCUGGACUUGGAAAUCCUCAAGAAAUACCUCAACCAGCUGUUAUUGAGCCACCGCCGUCGCUUUUUAGUCCGUCAGUAAAAGAAGAUGUAGAUGAGGAUAAAGAGGAAGAUAAAUCAGAGAAGAAGCGCAGUGAAAAAGAUCGGCGCCGUACUCGUUCCAGGUCCAGAUCACGCGACAGAGACCGAAAGGAAAGAAAAAGAGAUCGCAGAGAUCGGUCUCGAUCGAGAGAACGCCGACGCCGCGAUCGCAGCCGCAGCAGGGACCGCCGCGAUCGCAAACGUGACAGGAAAGACCGUAGCCGUUCCCGGGAUAGAUCGCCGUCACGUCGGUCCCGUGACCGCCGCAAUGAACGCAAAUCCCCGGGAAGCUCGCAAGAAAAGUCCCUUGACAUGGCGCCAGUGGAUAUGAUGGCAUCGGCUCCACCUACCUUUGGUAACACUCUAAAUUCGGUGCCGGGACUCCCAAUGCAAGGAAAUAUUCCUCCCAAAAUACUCAACGGCCCAAUGAUAUCCAACCCAGAAUCGCCUAUAAAUCGUUUCACUGACCCUACCAUAGCAGAUGCUUAUAAUAAGUUGCAGGAACUCGGUAAGAAACGUAAUCCAAAUGCCUUCCAAGGCGAUCAAACAAAUGGUGUUGGUAGACUUCAAGCAGGCCGUGGCGGUUUGGGACGAGGUGGAGUCGCUAGCGGCUUUCGCAGGGAAAACCGUCCAUCGCGCUUUGAAAACAUAGAUCAGCAACGCGAUUGCUGCGUUGCUAUCAGGAAUGCACCAAACCAUACGAGUUACGGCGAUGUUCGUCGUUUCUUCCCAUUCCUAAUUGACAAACAUGGUAUCAAAAUGAUUAAUGACAAUAUGGGUCGACGCACAGGAAAUAUCUAUGUUCGCUUUUGCGAAAUACGUUCUAAACAUCUCGCUUUACAACGCAAAAAUAAUGAAUUGAAAGGUGCUCAAGUAGUCGUCGAACCUCUAGAUGACGAAAGUUAUGAAUCUGCCGUCGACUCUUACCUACCCUAUCGUGAAGAAAAUGAUGAGGAAGAGGGCGGUUUAAGUAUCAAUGAUUCAGAGGAUCAAUCUUUAUCUAAUUACAACGUUCUCAAAUUAACAGAUUUACCGAAUUUUGUCAAAGAACACGAUAUCAUAAAAACAUUUAGCGAUUUUUCUUUGUUGUCGAUUUUGCUUAACGAUUGCAGAUUUUCACGCACUAAAAUUGCAUACGUACAAUUUGCAAAGCCAGAUGAUGCGAGGCAAGCCCUCGAAAGGCAGGAAACUUACAUAUUUGGUCGACGCAAGCCAGUCAUAAUGCCGAUAUCGGAUGAGGAGUAUGAAAAGGAAAAAAAACAAAAUGACAAAACUAUAGAAUCCGGAGCCAUUUCACCUAUGGAAAAACAGCAAGAUGUUGCCGUGCCGCGUGAUCCUCGACAACGUCGACAGAAAUUCGAUGCUCCGCAGCAAGUGCAAGUCCCACCGACUAUGCAAGCUCCGCCGCAAGGAAGCUUCUUUGGGCCACCAUACGUACCCCAAACAUUCCCGACACCGAAUUUUGCUGCGUCUCAGUUUGGUGGGUUCUCAGCAGGAGGAGCUAUGGAUCCACGAACUGGGCCACCCACUUGGGGUACUAGACCCCCAUUCCCUACUCAGAUGGAAUCAACGCCAGUACCGGUAUCUGGUCAGCAUGUUAUAACUACGGAAAUGGAAGACGAACCACUAGACUGCGUAUUAAUGAAGGGUCUCCCUCGUGAUGCCACUGACCGGACUAUAGUUACAUUCCUCUCGGAUACUGGUGCGGUGCCAGCGAGAAUCCACCUCAUGCUAGACACAAAUGGGUUACCGUCCGGAGAUUGUUUCUGUGAAUUUCGUUCUAUACAAGAGGCCAGAUUGGCCGCUACUAAACAUGGAAGUAACUUGGAAGGUUGCCGCAUAUCCGUGGAUCUUGUUCAGCGAAGCGUUGUCGAGGAGGCUUUAGAAGGUCCCAAACAACCGGAAAGUUUACUUGGAAAUGGACCCCCAACAUUUUUCGACCAGAUGCGUGGUGGGUAUGCACCUCGCCUGCCGUACAGAGGACGUGGUGGAUUUGACAGAGGCGGCUUUGAUAGAGGCGGAUUUAACCGUGGUGGUUUUGAUCAAUCUCGUGGUGGGUUCGACCAAUCGCGCGGCGGGUUCAGAGGUCGUGGUGGAUUUGAUCGAGGCCGUGGCGGUUUUGAACCCCGUGGGCGGGGACGCGGUUUUGGGCGUGGCCGUGGAGGAAAUAGUAACUUUAAUCCCAAUAAGGAGAAUGGACGGGAAGAAGAUCACGACCCAGCGUUAGAGGACUUUGGACAGCCGGGUUGUGUGGUCUCAAUGGAGAAUGUACCCUUCCGGGCAUCGAUUGAUGAAAUAUUACAGUUCUUUUCAGAUUUUGAACUCACGCACGAUGACGUCAUUAGGAGAUACAACGAACGGGGGCAGCCAACCGGUGAUGCGAGAGUCGCUUUUCGAACUCCGUUCGACGCCCAGCGCGCUGUCAAAACUUGCCACAUGGACACCAUUCAUGAUAGAAGAAUCAACCUCACUAUUCUCUAGCAUACGCCUUCCUUGUCCGGAGACGAGGACUCUGAUGACACUGAAGAUGUAGCAGAUUACAUUUGAAAUCGAAUGCAAAGGCUAAACUGUUUAUAUUUUGUAAAUACUAGUUUUAAUUGUGUUGAAUAAGAUGACUAUUUCGAUAGUUCCUGCCGUUGAAACGGUAGGUAAAUUGUGAGUGAAUAAUAAAGCGUCUAAACUAUACCGCUACUGUAUACAUGAGUGUAUCGAAUAUUGUAAUGAAUAUAUUAUUAAAGUUGAUUAGUCAUAAACAAUAAAAAAAUUCAUAAUUAAA
This is a messenger RNA of Manduca sexta (tobacco hornworm), 3510 nucleotides long. RefSeq lists its product as uncharacterized. The record is from RefSeq and is a predicted model, not a curated record. The transcript has 3 exons. The coding region runs from base 213 to 3215 and encodes 1000 amino acids. Gene Ontology annotation, molecular function: RNA binding. Lineage: Eukaryota; Metazoa; Arthropoda; Insecta; Lepidoptera; Sphingidae. Gene Ontology annotation, cellular component: ribonucleoprotein complex.